Molecule: messenger RNA, 1968 nt
Organism: Entrophospora candida
Lineage: Eukaryota; Fungi; Glomeromycota; Glomeromycetes; Entrophosporales; Entrophosporaceae
Source: the annotation of a GenBank genome assembly
AUGUCAAACAAAGUUCGGAAUUAUCGAAUAGCUCCUGGUCAACCUUCAACACAAAAAGGCUCUGCACUUGAAGAGUUUGGUUAUGAUUUGACAAAAUUAGCAAUUGAAGGUAAAUUAGAUCCUGUAAUUGGACGUAAAACAGCAAUCGUUGAAGGCUUAGCACAAAGAAUCAUUAAUGGAGAAGUGCCCGAGAGUAUAAAAAACAAAAAAGUCAUUGCACUAGAUCUUGGAUCUAUUAUAGCAGGAUCAAAAUUCAGAGGCGAAUUUGAGGACAGAUUAAAAACCAUAUUAACAGAAGUACAGGAAGCAGAAGGAAAAUUGAUAUUGUUCAUUGAUGAAUUGCACAACCUACUUGGUUUAGGAAAAGCUGAAGGUUCAAUUGAUGCAGGUAAUUUGCUUAAACCUGCUUUGGCAAGAGGUACAUUAAAAUGUUGUGGUGCCACUACAAUCGAUGAGUAUAGAAAACAUAUUGAAAAAGAUCCAGCAUUGGCCAGGCGAUUUCAGUCUGUUAUGGUUUUAGAACCAACAGUAGAAGAUACUGUAUCAAUAUUAAGAGGUUUAAAAGAAAAAUACGAAGUUCAUCAUGGUGUAAGAAUAUCAGAUUCUGCUCUUAUUGCUGCAGCAACUUAUUCACAUCGAUAUAUAACUGAUAGAUUUUUACCUGACAAGGCUAUUGAUCUAGUUGAUGAAGCAUGUUCAAAACUCAGAUUACAACAAGAAAGUAAACCUGAAGCAAUAGAAGAUCUUGAUAGACAAAUUAUUACUUUAAGAAUAGAAAUGGAAUCUUUAAGAAAAGAAACUGAUCCUGUUUCAAAUGAGCGUAGACAAAAAAUACAAAAGGAGCUUGAUGAAAAACAAGCUGAGUCCAAUAAAUUGAAUGACAUCUGGCAGGAAGAAAGAGUUAAAUUGCAAGAAAUCAAAUCCAUUAAAUUGAAAUUAGAGCAAGCAAGGAUUGAAUUGGAAUCUGCUCAAAGACAAGGCAAUUUUACUAAAGCAAGUGAGUUGAGAUAUGGUGUUAUUCCAGAAUUGGAAAAACAAUUGCCAAUAGAUGGUGAAGAUCAAGAGACUGGUUCUUUGAUACAUGAAAGAGUGACAGCUGAUGAUAUUGGAUCAGUUAUAUCCAGAAUGACUGGUAUACCAAUACAUAAUCUACUUAGAAGUGAAAGGGAUCGAUUGUUACAUAUGGAGAAAACUUUAUCUCAACGAGUUGUUGGGCAAGAUGAAGCUAUCAAAUCAGUUUCAGAAGCUGUUAGGUUAAGUAGAGCAGGUCUACAAAGUUCCACAAGACCAAUUGCAUCAUUUUUGUUUCUUGGACCAACGGGUGUUGGUAAGACUGAAUUGUGUAAGGCCAUAGCAGAAUUUUUAUUUGAUACAGAGUCAUCUAUCAUACGUGUAGACAUGAGUGAAUAUAUGGAAAAAUUUGCAGUAUCAAGAUUAGUUGGUGCACCACCAGGUUAUAUUGGUUAUGAAGAGGGUGGUGAACUUACUGAAGCUGUUCGUAGGAAACCAUUUUCUGUUAUUCUCUUGGAUGAAAUGGAAAAGGCCCAUAGAGAUGUUGCAAAUUUAUUAUUACAAGUUCUUGAUGAUGGAUAUAUUACUGAUUCACAAGGUCGUAAGGCAAAUGUAUUAGCAUCAUCUGAUUUGUCUGGAGAUGGUAAAGUUGGUAAUUUGACAAAAAAUGCUGUACUUGAUGUAGUCAGAAGGCAUUUUCCACCAGAAUUUGUCAAUAGAAUUGAUGAAAUGAUUGUUUUCAACAGACUUUCACGUUUGGCUUUGAGGGAUAUUGUUGAUGUGAGAUUACGCGAGGUUCAAGAAAGAUUAAAUGAUAAACAGAUUACUAUUGAUAUUGACGGACAUGCAAAAGCAUGGUUAGCAACAAAUGGUUAUGAUCCUGUUUAUGGUGCCAGACCACUUAAUAGGUUGAUUCAAAAGAAGAUACUUAAUCCUUUAGCAAUGAAUUUAAUAGAG